UGUAGGAGGCACUGAACUGUGACUGUCAAAGUUAAAAUUUUAGGUUAGUUUCUUAUUGUUAUCGUUUGUUAUCUUCAUUAUGUUAUUUACAUUUCAACAAAUUCAUCUGAUUGCUCAAUAUUUUAUUUUAUUUGAAUCCUAGACUUCUAUAGAGAAGUGCAUUCAUAAAGCUAUCAUAUUUUGAAAUAUCCUUGGGGCAAAAUAGUUAAAAUUUAUGUUCACUGCUUGGCUAGGUCAAAACACACAUGAACAAUGACUCUUCCAUCACCCCCAAUGGCUGGCUGUGUGAACAGUCACACUGACAUUGCAAAAGAGAAGCAAUUGAAAGUAUUUGUCAAACAAAUGCUGGUUCAUCAAACGUUUGAAGCGGUUUACCAGGAGAGGAGAUGGAAUCAAACUGUGAAUGCUUAUAGAGAUCUGGUGGUGAUACCUAAAGAUGGUAAUGAACAAUUUCUGAAAGACUUGGAAGUGGUCAGAUCGAGACUAAUUGAGUUCUACAAAGGAUCAAAAUGGAUUGGCUUAACUCCUCCAACUUUGAUAGGUGCUCCUGCUGGGGGAUUCUGCCUCUGGUUGAAUCUAGAGAACACCGCUUUUGGGAAGCACAAGUUUCGAGUGAGAAGAGUCAAGUUCUUCGAUAACGAAAUCUGUCUUGAGAUCAAAAGUACUAGUGAAAUCGACAACCUCUCAACGAGCACAGACUCUGACGUCACGGCCAACGGGAGUCGAGAAACCGAACAAUCAACAAGCGAACCCUUCGACGUACAACUCAAAGAAAUCUCCGCCUCAGUGCUCGCACUCCUCACCAGGGAAAACGCUAUCGAAGCUGCCAGAUUCCUCUCCAUCCUGAUCGCUACCCUCAUAACUGUUUUCACAAAAAUCGUUUACAAUUCAGGUGAUUUCACGCUGAAGCUAAUGGAUAGACUCAUUAGACUUGUGCAAGUUAUGAUGCCGCUGCUGUUGAGUAUAGUAGAUCUCUUCAAGAAAACCAUCGGAGGAUUCCUGAUCCUAUUGUCCAUGAUGUGGAACUCGUACUGGCAUAGUGGCGGUCCUGCCCCGCCUCCAGGCUUUAGACCCCGCGCUUUGGAUUUCGGAAAUGAUAGGAAACGUUAUCAGCCACAGCCUAGGCACGGAUAUCAGUAUCAACGAUAUUGAUUACUGAUUUUUAUAUUUGUUGUUCAGUCACGAGAAAAAAGCUUGAUAUUGCAGCGCCGUAAUAGUAACAUGCCUACCCGAGUUUUUUCUCAUAACUGAACCAUCUUCUAUCACUGAUAUUAAAAGUUGAUGUAUGACAGAUUAUAUGAAGACACUGCACAAGGAACAAUCUCGGUGGUAUCAGCGAUAUUCAUAACUAUAAUUUAUAGUUAAUAAUUCGAAUUCAUGCGUGAUAACUGAUAUUGAUGGGUGAUUAAUGCUGUUGAAAGAUAAUAAGUGCUAUUGAUAGAUGAGUUUCUCUCAUUGAUAGAUUGAGGUUCUAUUGUUUUCUUAUAUGAAGCACUUCGAUGAGGUUCUCAACAUCACCUUUAAUACUGAUAUUGUUAGCUUACAUGAUAAUUGAUGGUAGUGUAUUUGGUCAGAUAGUUUUGAUGAUGUUUAUCCAUGUCACGUUUAUCAAGAAUAAGAAUGUUAGCUGGUGUAGUGAUUGUUGCAGCAAAUAUGUAACUCUUCUUUCAAAAAGAAACCGAAUAGCUGUAGAGUAUUGGCAUAUCUUUCUUGAAGAUUAAUUGAUUCAAUUAGUUCUAUUCAUUGAUUAUAAGGUAUAUAAAAAUAUGAAAUAGUAAAUGAUUUUCAGUUUAUAGGGUUGGAACUUUGACGUGUGAGUUUGUCUAGUAAAUAUUGCAGCAGAUAUGGUUUUUUUAGUUACUAUUCAUGCUUUUUCAGAUGUAAUUGAAAAAAGUGUUGGGAUAUAGGGCUAUGCAUCCUUUUGUGUGUUUUGAGCAUAAAAACCCUAAUCCGCAGAUAAGACAACAGAUUGAUAUUGAAUACUUGGUCAGUCUAAACCCUAGGAUAAAACUUGGAAUUCCAUUGAUACAGGAAUAUUGACUAUAUUUUUCAUACGGAAGCAGCCGGCGGGCGAUGUAAUUAAUAAUGUUUGUGUAUCUUGAAGUCAGCUUUUCCUGUAAUGCAGGGUCUUCCCAGCUAGUCAAUUUUUUGACAAAUGACUAUAAAUGCACUGUGAUAAUAGUUUUAUAUACGGUAUCUUCUUGAAAAAUAUAAUCAAGUUCCAGAGAAACAAGGUUAAAAAAUUUCUGGAAGACUAACUUUUGAAACUAGUAGCUUGAUAUUAACUUGAAAUUUUGGCGAAGUUUAUGAAUUUCUCUUCAACUAACAAUAAUCAUUAUUCCUUUUUUUGGAAAACCAAUCAGUUUUUUAUCAUAUUUAAACUGAUAGCUACUCAUUUACUACAUUCUAGAAUGUAUUUGCAGCAAUACUGUUUGUUUUUAUUAUUAGUGAACUACAGAUAAAUUAGAUUGAACCGCUAUUUAUAAUAAACAGCUUCCAGUAUCAUGAUGGUAUUGAGGAAAUUCAAUGUAAUGUGUUUCUUACUAACAAUAAAAUAUUAUGAAUCAUAUUACUCAUCAUAUUCAAAUUAGAGGUAAGAAAUAGGGAAACGUUUUGUGGUUUGGAUCUUUUGUUUGUUAUUCUUUGGGGAUGUAUAUCUAUUUUAUUGUUGUAAGACCGUAGUUAUUAGUUUUAAAUAUGCUUGUGAGCUUAGUUACAUCACAUAAUCUAAUAGCAAAACUUUUACAAUUUUUACCUUGUUGAGAACAAAAUUGUUUUACAAAUUAUUAUGAUAUAAUGAAUUAGUUUUUUAUUAAAUUUUCUUUGGCAAUACCUGAAUCAUGUUAGUAUUAAAUGAUUAAAACAUGGAUACAUUUACCCUGGUAAGGUAUUUUAUACUGACUUGGAUCACAGAGUUUCAGUUACCAACUUGAGUUUAAUUAUUAUCAUGCAUGAAUUUUUUAAUAGAACUUCACUAUUAUCAAAUAUAUUUAUAAAAUAAGUUUUUAUGUUCUUCGCACUCUCUGUUGAUUAUUUGGAUUAUUGUAUUUUUCUAUACUUUUAUAGUUAUUAAACAACUAUGUGUUAUU
This is a messenger RNA of Nilaparvata lugens (brown planthopper), 3089 nucleotides long. RefSeq lists its product as uncharacterized. Lineage: Eukaryota; Metazoa; Arthropoda; Insecta; Hemiptera; Delphacidae. The record is from RefSeq and is a predicted model, not a curated record. The transcript has 5 exons. Bases 253 to 1152 code for a protein of 299 amino acids.